CUUCCUUGCGACAACCAUGGACGCGCAACAAACAGGCACCCGUCAGCCUGCGGCAGCUCCCAGCCGCAGGUUGGCAAUCGUUCCCAUCGCACCAGAGCGACCAUCCUUCUUUUCAACCACCACGCAACAAUUCAAGAAGUUGCGAACCAUGUGCUUUCCGUGCUUCCCAGUCUCCAACGUUGAGUUGGAAGAGGUCCCGGCGACCAGAACCACCGAGGAUCGCAGAAGAAGUGGCUGCGCCUCCUGGAUCAUGGCAUAUGAUCCAGUCACCAAGACCAAUGUACGGGUUGGCACCUGUUACGACCCUGUCAUCGUAAGUAUCCCCCAUUCCCUUUUGUUUCGCGUCUCUUCUGGCUUCCUGUACAAUUUUCCGCGCUAUCUACUCCUUCCUGCGGUGUUGGCAAGGUCCGCCACCAGAUUGAUCCAGAUCUACCCAGAUCGACUCGACGGCGAGGUCGAGCAGGUCGAGGUGAUUGGUGGUUCUUGCCUCUUCCAUUCGGGAUAUUCAUCCUGCGAUAGAGAGGAAAGAGCGACUAAAUAUUCACUGCCUACGACCUCAAUUUCGAUGACUUUGACGCGUCUUUUUGUGCUUAUUUCCUUAAUUCGCCGUGCACCGUUGUGGGACUCUCCGCGAAAGAAGCAUCUCGCAAGCCCGAGUCUGCUAUCUUGCAUCAACACCACUCUACUCGUCCUUUUCUCCCAUUUUCCCCCUCAUCUUCAGCUUCAAUUUUCUCCAUCUUCUCAACCCUUCUCCAUUAUCUCAAGCCUGCUCCAUCAUCUCAACUCCCCUCCAUCAACAAUGUCGCAACACUACCGCCAACCUCAAGGCGCGGGUAAUAUUGUGCAUACCUACAUCCCUCGAAUUGAUGGCGCCAUCAUGGUGGGCGGGGUUGCUUACUACCCUCAUACCGACAAACAACCUGAAGCGCCUCUGGCUUCUCAUGUUGUGGGCUCGCUCGCAGCAGCUGCGAUGCCAGCAAUGCCUCCAGUGUUUGGUCAACCAGCUCCAGAAGUACCAGUGGUACAUGACCCUCAUCUCCCCUUACAUAACCUCCUCUUCCCACCUCUAAAUUUGUUUUCUGCUAUGUACAACCAUGGAAGCUCUGUGUUCUCUACACUACCCGCGUUCUUUCAACGGCUUUUCACUCCAAGAUAUCUGCCUGAACAAUUCACUAACCAUUUCUUUUUUCAGCAACCGGUCGGCUAUGUUGCACCAGCUGCAGGACCCGUCUAUGGCGCCGACGACUAUGUUUCCCCUUACGGCCCAAAGAUCCCAGACCCGGUCUAUCACCCUGUUCAUAACCCGGCCUGGUUCCACGCUCACACUGGUUUCUGGCCUCCUUACAAUGCACAUUUCAAUCAUACCCCCAGUGAGAUCAUCCAACAACAGUUGGCCACUGCGGAGGCUCAAGGCAAGGGCAAGCAAGAGAUGAAGCCGGCUGACGACGACCCCCAUCGCUGGUACUGGGUUCGCGAGCUGGACGACACCUGGACUCAACGCAACCGCCUCACCAUUGACAGUGAUGGAUUCGGUGAAGUCAUUUGGUAUGUCAACAAGGGCGAGUUCUAUGCUGUUCGCAAGCGUAAGGAUUAGAUGUCGCGACGAUGGAUGUAAGGUCACCUUCCCUGCAAUAGUAAUCAUGCGCACUGGCUAAUUAUUUUUUCAAAGUGGGAGCGAGCACACACUGUCUUACUGUUUUCACGAAUUGUCCCUGCUCCAACAUACCCUUUCAUUCACGCGCACUGUUCUCUUGCAUUUGGAGGUUCAUCUGGUUCUCAAGUACGCACAUAUGCGGAAUUUUCAUUUGUUUGGUGUUUUUCACAAUUUUUCGAAGGAAGGAUAAAUAAUCCGAGGAUACAAAAGUUUUCUUUGCGCUGUUUUCGGUGGUUGAAUGGUUGAAUGAUUGGGAAUCGGAGCUUGCCUUUUCUCAUCACUUUCUUUCUUCCUUCUUCUCACGUUGAUUUUUAAGGGAGUGGCAAUGUUUUUUCACAACGCAUGGCAUGGACUUUACAUGAAUGGUUGUUGCAGAUACCAGGACUCGGG
Messenger RNA from Hymenoscyphus albidus, 2044 nucleotides. NCBI's taxonomy places the organism in Eukaryota, Fungi, Ascomycota, Leotiomycetes, Helotiales, Helotiaceae. The record is from the annotation of a GenBank genome assembly.